AUGAAGUACACGAUCGAAAGGAGACCCAAAAACAACCCACUCCAGAAAAUGUCGACUGACCAGACACUGUCUAUAAAAAGAGAGUUCACUUCCAUGGCGAACCUACAUUCAGAAUCUGGUGGCGAUCUUCUUCUCCUUGUGAAAGCUAAAAUGAGUUCAGAAGUGAAGGAGGACUGUCUCGGAUGGGCAGCAAGAGAUUCAUCUGGUUUUCUAUCCCCUUAUAAAUUUCCAAGAAGAUUUGCUGACCCUUUUGACUCUGGGGAUAAACCCCAAUACAGGGCAGUUGGAGAUGACGAUGUUUUGCUAACAAUUACUCAUUGUGGAGUAUGUUAUGCUGAUGUAUUAUGGUCCAGGAAUAAAUUUGGGGAUGCAAUGUAUCCUCUGGUGCCAGGACAUGAAAUUGCCGGAGUUGUGAAAGAGGUUGGCUCCAAUGUCCAUCGUUUCAACGUUGGCCAACAUGUCGGAGUUGGAACGUAUGUUAACUCAUGCAAGGAAUGUGACAAUUGCAUUGCUGAUCGGGAAGUCCAUUGCGAAAAAGGAGCAAUACUCACAUUUAACUCUGUUGAUGUGGAUGGUACUGUCACAAAAGGUGGAUAUUCCAGCUACUAUGUUGUUCAUGAAAGGUACUGCUUCAGAAUACCUGAUGGCUACCCAUUGGCCUCAGCAGCUCCCCUGUUGUGUGCUGGAAUUACUGUGUACAGUCCCAUGAUGAGGCACAAGAUGAACCAACCUGGAAAAUCUCUUGGGGUGAUAGGGCUUGGAGGCCUUGGUCACUUGGCUGUCAAGUUUGGGAAGGCUUUUGGAAUGAAUGUAACGGUGGUCAGCACAAGCAUGUAUAAGAAAGAGGAAGCUUUGAAUCUUCUUGGAGCUGACAAAUUUGUGGUCUCAUCAGAUGAACAACAGAUGAAGACCCUGGCAAAUUCAUUGGACUUUAUAAUUGACACAGCUUCUGGGGAUCACCCAUUUGAUCCAUACAUGGCCCUGUUGAAGACUGCUGGCACCCUUGUCUUGGUUGGCGCCCCAAGUGAAGUCAAGCUCAGUCCCAUCUGUCUUAUUAGAGGUAUGAAAUCGAUUUCUGGGAGUGCAACAGGUGGUUUAAAAGACGAGCAAGAAAUGCUAGAUUUCUGUGCAGCUCACAAAAUAUACCCUUGGAUUGAACUGAUUUCAAUCCAAUAUAUAAAUGAAGCUCUUGAGAGGCUAGUGAAAGGAGAUGUGAAGUAUCGAUGUGUGAUUGAAAUAGAGAAGUCCUUGAAAUGAUACCUACACAAAGUACAUGGAUAUCUAACUUCUUGAUGAAUGUGGAUGGACUACCAUCUUGUUAUGUGACUCAGUUUUCAUUAUCUAUGUAAGUUUUAGUAUGGUGUGAUUUUGAACUUGAAAU
Messenger RNA from Ilex paraguariensis (yerba mate), 1381 nucleotides. Lineage: Eukaryota; Viridiplantae; Streptophyta; Magnoliopsida; Aquifoliales; Aquifoliaceae. The record is from the annotation of a GenBank genome assembly.